Molecule: messenger RNA, 333 nt
Organism: Xiphias gladius (swordfish)
Lineage: Eukaryota; Metazoa; Chordata; Actinopteri; Istiophoriformes; Xiphiidae
Product: red-sensitive opsin-like
Exons: 4
Coding region: 1-333 (110 amino acids)
Biological process (GO): G protein-coupled receptor signaling pathway; phototransduction; visual perception
Cellular component (GO): membrane; photoreceptor outer segment
Molecular function (GO): G protein-coupled receptor activity
Source: RefSeq, a predicted model, not a curated record
AUGACAGGAGACGAGCAGGUUGCCAUGCAGCUGAAGGAGACAGAGUCAACCCAGAAAGCUGAGAAAGAAGUAUCCAGAAUGGUUGUUGUCAUGAUCCUGGCAUAUUGUUUCUGCUGGGGACCUUAUACCUUUUUUGCCUGCUUUGCUGCGGCCAACCCCGGAUAUGCCUUCCAUCCUCUGGCUGCUGCUAUGCCUGCAUACUUUGCAAAGAGCGCCACCAUCUACAACCCAAUCAUCUAUGUCUUCAUGAACCGACAGUUCCGCACAUGCAUCAUGCAGCUCUUUGGCAAACAAGUGGAUGAUGGCUCUGAAAGACAGAGUUGCUUCACAUAG